This is a messenger RNA of Mycena indigotica, 861 nucleotides long. Its product is annotated as Carbohydrate esterase family 5 protein. NCBI's taxonomy places the organism in Eukaryota, Fungi, Basidiomycota, Agaricomycetes, Agaricales, Mycenaceae. The transcript has 3 exons. The coding region runs from base 1 to 861 and encodes 286 amino acids. Gene Ontology annotation, molecular function: cutinase activity. The record is from RefSeq and is a predicted model, not a curated record. Gene Ontology annotation, biological process: carbohydrate catabolic process. Gene Ontology annotation, cellular component: extracellular region.
AUGAAAGGAUUCUUGACGACCUUUUCUGCGUUCCUCGCCGUGACGAUGGCGAGCCCCAUCAUGCGCCGGGCAGGCGUCAGCGACGUCGCUAAUGACAUGGAGGACCUGUUUAACGGAAAAGGCGAGUGCGCCGACGUCGGCGUCAUCUUCGCGCGCGGGACCUUCGACUCCGGCAACAUCGGCGUGUGGGUCGGCCCGCAGUUCAAGGCCGCGCUCGCCAAGUCGCUGCCCGGCAAGACGAUCGCCUUCCAGGGCGUCAGCGCGACCGACUACAAGGCCACCCUCCUCGGGUACCUCGGCGAGGCGGGCUCGCCCGCGGGCGGCAAGUCCCUCGCGGAGACGCUCGACUUCUACAACCAGGCCUGCCCCGACACGCAGCUGAUCGUCUCCGGCUGGUCGCAAGGCGCGCUCGUCGCCCACCGCGGCGUCGCGGGCCUCGCCAAGGAGACGCUCGCCCAAGUUAAAGGCCUCGUGACCUUCGGCGACCCAUCGGGGCUGUUCGCGAAGGAGCUCCCGCCCGUGCCGAAGGGCGUCAAGGUCAACUCGCAGUGCUUCGUCGGGAGCGUGCCUGAUCCGCUCUGCGCGGGCCUCGGCGACCUGAAGCUGCCGCGCACGCCCGGCGAGGUCGUCGCGCCGUUCACCGCGCUCCCCGGCCUCGCCGUCGGCGCGCAAGAGAGCGCCGCCGCGGCGAAGCUCGUCGCGGCCUUCCCCGGCCAGCUCGUCACCGCCGCUGCCGCCUUCGCCAAGACCAUCGCCACCGCCCCGCAGCGCGCGCUCCUCACCCCGCAGCACUUCAUGUACGGCAACAAGGGCCUCACCGACAAGGCGGCCCUCUUCGUCGCGAGCGUCAUCAAGGCGUAG